Tetrahymena thermophila SB210 is the source of this 315-nucleotide messenger RNA. RefSeq lists its product as hypothetical. The transcript has a single exon. The record is from RefSeq and is a predicted model, not a curated record. NCBI's taxonomy places the organism in Eukaryota, Ciliophora, Oligohymenophorea, Hymenostomatida, Tetrahymenidae.
AUGGUAAUUGGCCAAUUAAAUGGUAACUUAUACUAAGAGUACAUACUCACGUAAAGCAAAAAGAGCAAAAUAACUACAAUGAUAAUCACGCACAUAUAAAAAACAGCUAUGUAUGUUGAAGAUGUAGAAUAUUUCACUAUAUUAGGAUAUAUCAUAAAAAAUGAAAGAAAUGUUUCAAUUCCUUUCUAAGUGUUACUAGAGUUCCAAUAUGUGGCAUUUAUAUCAGUAAAUGAGAAAAAAAUUAUUUAAAAGAAUUCUAUAAUUGUUAGAACAGCAUUAAAAAAAAAUGAAUUUUCUUCUAAUCUAAGUAGCUGA